This is a messenger RNA of Myzus persicae (green peach aphid), 1062 nucleotides long. Its product is annotated as protein ANTAGONIST OF LIKE HETEROCHROMATIN PROTEIN 1-like. NCBI's taxonomy places the organism in Eukaryota, Metazoa, Arthropoda, Insecta, Hemiptera, Aphididae. The transcript has 2 exons. The record is from RefSeq and is a predicted model, not a curated record. Bases 1 to 1062 code for a protein of 353 amino acids.
AUGUGGGUUCAUCCUUUGGUCAGUUCUCGUCCAUCCGAAGGUGCGUUUACUUUACUUUUUGAAGGACUCAGAAGUGAUCCUGAAAAGUUUUUUAAUUUUUUUCGUAUGAGCGUUUCUGCAUUUGAUGAGCUGCUAUCCACAUACUUGGGAGAAAAACAUUUGAAAAUGGAUACACAUCUGCGGAAGGCUAUUUCUCCAGCUGAAAAAUUGGCUGUAACGUUAAGAUACCUAGGAAGCGGAUGUACAUUCCAAGAUUUACAUUAUUCAUUCAAACUAGGGGCUUCAACGGAUAUUGUUAGAGAAGUUUGCAAUGUAGUUUGGGAAGAACUUGCUCAUAUCCAAAUGCCAUCUAUGGCAGAGGAGAUGUGGAAAGAUACGGCAGCCAAGUUCGAACAACGUGCUAAUUUCCCCCAUUGUUUAGGAGCGAUAGACGGGAAGCAUAUCCGUAUUAUAAAGCCAACAGGAACUGGAAGUCAAAAUUUUAACUACAAACAUUACUUCUCAAUUGUCUUGCUAGCAAUCGUUGAUUCUAACUAUAAAUUUGUAUACGUCGAUAUAGGAUCAUUUGGAAAAGAUUCAGACUCAACGAUUUUUAAAAAUUCAACAUUUUGGAAUCUGCUACAAAAAAAUGAACUUAAUAUUCCUGAAAGUUGUCCAAUAUUGAAUACUAGUAUCAAUGCAGAUUAUGUUUUUGUAGAAGAUGAGGCAUUUGGUCUUUCUCAACAUGUUUUACGUCCUUAUGGAGGAAGGAUUAUUAAUUAUCGUUUGUCUCGUGCACGAAGGUAUGUCGAAUGUGCGUUUGGGAUACUAUCCAAUAAAUGGAGAAUUUUUCAUCGACCAAUGAAUGUUACAACUGAAUUAGCAGUGGAUAUUACAAAAGCGUGUUGCGUUCUACACAACUAUGUACGCGAAAAAAAUGGAAUUAAUUUUCAAGAUACUCUGUCUAUUGACGGAUUUGAUGAUGUAAACACUACAUAUUCUGACCGUGGCACACGAUCAGCGAGUGAUAUGAGAAAUACAUUUGCUGAUUAUUUUUCUUCAGUUGGAGCUGUACCUUGGUAG